GACUCACUUGAUAUUUGUUUGUGCUUUUUUGGUACAUUUUUCCUCCUGUCACUUCGUCGUACCUGUAUUUUUUUUUUUUUUUUUUAGCUUCAAUGCUGUAUCUAAAAGCUAAGCACCAUUUGCUAUAGUACUCAUUGGAAAAAUUUCAAACAGUGUAAUGUCUUUUAACGAUUUAACGUGUAUACAUAUUGUACAUUAUUUAUUUUCAUGUUCUCAUAGUCACUACUUUAACCUCUCCCUAUUAAUUCAACCUUAAAAACUUUGGGUAACAUCACUGUUCAGAAAAGUAUAUCAGCAUCUAAUAACAAACCAAUCAAUCCAACAUUUUGUUAAUGUGACGUUUGAUUAUCGUGUAAUGAUAUUAAAUUCGAAAUAUAAUUGAGGCUUAUUUUGUAAUCAUGUUUUCUGGCAACUUUUGACGGAAAAUAGGCAAUAUUUAAUAUACUGUACAUUGCUUCAUAGGCCUAUGUUGUUGUUAAUUGUCUUCUUUUCUGCUUUUUCAUGUGGUCACACUUUUUUGGACGUUGACACGAACAUGUUUGGCUACCAUGACGACAGAGGCAAGUGCCGUAAGCGAGGCAGACACUGAAGGCAAGCAGAAGGCUAGCGCCGCUGAACCCGAACCUGGGAACAAGCAGAGUCCAGAGGCAAGCGCAUCUGACCCCGAGGGGGACCACUCGAGCAAGAAGGCUGCCGAGCCCGGCUCUGCCGAUGCAGCCUCCUCCCCUGAAGAGGAGCAACUAAAACCUCGCACGCGAACCUCCGCUGGCAAAGGCCUUUCUCGCCUCUUUUCCUCUUUUCUCAAACGCCGUUCGCAGUGCUCGGAAGGAGAGGGCUUUGAGGCGGAGAAAGCAAAGGAGGAGAAGGAGGAUAAAGAAGAGCAGGCGGGAACAGGAGAAGAAGCGAAAGACGAAAAAGUCAAAACCGAAGAGAAGGAUGCUCUCGUAGAGGAGACAGACUCGAAAGAGCCAAAAAAGAGCGAAGAGAAACAGCAACAAGAAGAAAAGAAGACUGAGCCAGUGAAAAUAGAGAAGAAGGGUAGUAAGAAGAAAAAGAAAGACGCCAAGAAGAAAGCGGAAGAAGGGGAUACAGAGAAGGUGAAAACCACAGAGGAGAAAAAGGAAGAGGAUCCAGAAAAGAAGGACGACGAGCAAAAAGAGAAGAAAGAGGAGGAGAAUAAAGGGGUGCAAGAAGAAGACGAAAAGGUAGAGGAAGCUGUAGAAACAGAAGAAAAAUUGGAGACGCAAGAAGUGAAAAAGAAAACUACAGAAGAAAAAGCCACCGAAACAGAUCCGGAAAAGGAGACUAAAGAAGAGGAGAAAGUCGAUAAAAGGGUGGCAAAGAAAAAAGAAAAGGAGGAAAGGGCGAAGAAAAGGGAAGAAGAAAAAGCCAAGAAAAAAGCAGAGGAAGAAGAAAGGGCCAAGAAAAAGGAGGAGGAGAAAGAGAAAAAGAGAGAGGAAGAGAAGGCCAAAGAGGCGGAAAAAGCAAAGAAGAAAGAGGAGGAAAAGGCUAAAAAGAAAGAGGAGGAGAAAUUGAAAAAGAAGGAGGAGGAAAAGUUGAAGGAGGCCAAAAAGAAGGAGGAAGAAAAAUCAAAGGAGGCCAAGAAGAAAGAGGAGGAGAAAUCAAAAGAGGCCAAAAAGAAGGAAGAGGAGAAAUCAAAAGAGGCCAAAAAGAAAGAAGAGAAGGGGGACAAGAAGGCAGACAACAAACAGGUAGAAGACAAAGAGAAGAAAAAAGAAAACCUGAAAAAAGGAAAGAAGGACGAGGAAAAAGGGUCAAGUGAGGAGCGGGUCAAAGCACCAAUUGCGGCCCCGGAACCAGAAUUGAAAACAGAGCCAGAAACUGAAAAAGCUCCUGAUCAGCACUCACUCAACAACGCAGAAAUGCAGCCAGCUCCAGAGGAACCCAAGGAAAAAGUUGCAAUCAAGGAGGCUGAAGAUGAUGAAGUCGUAGAAGAGGAGGAGGAGGAGGGUCCAGAGAAGAAAGAGGCAGAGGGGAAGGAUGCCAAGGGAGACGACGAGAACCCGAAGGAGGAGGCCAAGGAGGGAAAACCUGCAAAAGAAAAGAAGACUGACAAGAAGGGCGAAGACACCAAAGGCUCCAAACGACAGAAAACAAUUCAGUGCAAAGUCACUUUGCUGGACGACACUCAGUAUGAGUGUGAGCUCGACAAACACGCUAAGGGGCAGGAGCUCAUCACAAAAGUGUGUGACAAUCUCAACCUGUUGGAGAAGGAUUACUUCGGCCUCGCUCACUGGGAAACACCAACCAGCAAGACAUGGCUGGAACCCGCCAAGGAAGUCCGGAAACAGGUGGCGGGUGCUGUCUACGAGUUUACUUUUAACAUAAAGUUCUACCCUCCUGACCCGGCACAGCUUAGCGAAGACCUUACAAGGUACUAUUUGUGUCUCCAGCUGAGGAAGGACAUCAUGAGUGGGGUUCUUCCCUGUUCCUUCGUCACCCUUUCCCUGCUGGGCUCUUACACAGCCCAGUCGGAGCUCGGUGAAUAUGACCCGGAAGUCCACGGAGCUGACUAUGUUAAGGAUCUUAGUCUUGCUCCUGGACAGAGCAAAGAGCUGGAGGAAAAGGUGAUGGAGUUGCAUCGUACAUAUAGGUCAAUGAGUCCAGCCCAAGCAGACAUGCUGUUCCUGGAAAAUGCCAAGAAGCUUGCCAUGUAUGGCGUGGACCUUCAUCAAGCCAAGGAUAUCGAUGGUGUUGACAUUACACUCGGCGUUUGCUCUGGUGGUCUGAUGGUUUACAAGGAGAAGCUGAGAAUCAACCGGUUCCCUUGGCCAAAAGUUCUCAAGAUUUCUUACAAACGCAGCAGCUUCUUCAUUAAGAUUCGGCCAUCCGAGCAAGAGCAGUAUGAAAGCACAAUCGGCUUCAAGCUACCAAACUACAAAGCCUCGAAGAAGUUGUGGAAAGUUUGCGUUGAACAUCACACCUUCUUCAGGGUCUCAGCAAUUGAACCUCCCUCGUCACGUCGCUUCCUCGUCCUGGGCUCCAAGUUCCGGUACAGCGGCCGCACCCAAGCCCAGACCCGGGAAGCCAGUUCCAUGAUCGACCGGCCCGCGCCUCGCUUCACACGCUCCGCAAGCAAACGCCUCUCCCGUAAUUUCGAUGGAGCUGUAGACCAGACUCUCCAGAUCCUUACAGCAUCAACCAGGUCUGAGGUUGAUGACUGGUCGUCGAUACUUACUUCUGAAAACCCCCACCCUUCCCUCGAAUUUCCAGCCACAGGUGAGUCUGAACAGGCAUUUAUUCAGUCCUGGGAUACUCAGGCAGGCACUCAGCCGUGGUGGGAGCUUUCAUCCGAUGCACAGACGAGAAAAGAAGAUGAAUGGUCUACCCUGGUCGAACGAGAUCCUCCUUUUCCAUUUUCCACAUCUUUUGAUUUUGCUAACCAACCAGCUAAGCUCAGCUUGGCAAACGUGAGCUCCAUUGACAGGCUAUUGCGACCAGCGCAUGAACAGCCCGAUGACUGGUUCCUCUACUUUGAUCAAAUUCCCAGCCCGCCAUUGUAUAAGCAGGUCGAUAAACCUAAGCGUGAGUCGCUGCGUGAUGCCCUGCUCCAAGUGAAGGAUGAGGAGACAGUGUGUGUCAAAGAGCAACAACUGACAGAUGAGGAGGUCGUUGAAAGGCUAGAGGAGAUGGCGGUGAUGGUGGACAAGCUAGAAGAGAUGCAAGAUAUUGAGAGGAGGCUGAGGAAAAUUAGGAAUUUAGAAGAGAGGCUCCAAGAAGUAGAAGACAUGUCAGAGAGGAUCCAGGGGGUGAUUGAAGAGGAAUUAGGGGAACAAGAAGUUGCCAUACUAAGAGAGGAAGAACUACAGAAAGAAAGUAAAGCCAUCACACGGACUGUGUUGAAAAAUUCUGUCAUGAUUGUAAACCGCAUGAACGGGGUAAAUGAGAAGGAUGAAUUAGAGGAGCAAAUAAAAGAGGUGUUCUUAAAGGGCCUUUUACCUGAGGAAGACGAUGCUGAGAAAGGAAAAGAAGAGAAUUUGUUUGAUUACAGUCUGAUAGAGAAAAUAUGUCAGAUAGAAGAUGAAUGGAAAGAUGAAGUGGAGGAAAAGUUGAAUUUUCCAGCUACUAUUACCGCUUCUCUGGUAUCUUCUAAGACGGUUGUAAGGACUAAGAAAAGAGUUGCUUUUGUGGAUCAGAGGCCACAAAGGCUUGAUGCAAUGGAGGAGUCGCUUGUCAGAAUAAUCUCGGAAAAGAGCUCGCAAAACAGCGAGAUUGGACCGAAAACAGAAAUGUUGGGGAAAAGAGCUGAGAGGAAAGUUGCUGAGCUUGAAGAUGGAUUUUCACUAGACAAAGCUAGGGACAUGUGGUCCACGCUUUUCGACCGUCCGGCGUACGUGGCAAUUAUCAAACCAUCAGUUACACCAGUGAAAUGUGUUGAGUUGGAUGAGAGGGAGGUUUUGAUCUCAGAAUCAGUGGUUAAAGCAGUUAAGGAUAAAAGAGAGCGACAAUUAGAAGAGAUUCUUCCAUCGCAGACAAUUCUAGAAAGAGAAGAUGGCUGGUUUCUGUUACUGGAUUCUGUUCCCAAAUAUGUAGAAACAGUUCCCCUCAAAGAACCAGGCCAGAAGGGGGCCGAAAGUUGCCCCUCUGUGGCUGCGAACCCUGAGGAGAUUAGGCAGGUGCAAAUUGAUGAGACAGAACUAAGGGAAGGAGCGCCAACAUAUCUUCCACACGUCCAACAACAACAGCUGCUGAAAGAGCACAUGGACGACUGGUUUGUGUUGCUGGAUGUUGUUUCCAAAGAAACAUCUUAUAGAGCGCCAGCGGCUCUUGAUGUGUCUGCCCAAGAAGAUUUCUCUCUGAGUGAUGUGACAGUUGUCAGAGAGAGUGAUGUGCAGGUUGAAACGACAGACAAAUCCAUGGACGUCGUAGUCGAGGAACCAGAAAUAAAAGGGGAUCCGAGGCCAAAUGAAGUUGCUAUGCUAUCAGAUAAUGUCAGAGAAAUAGAAGACAAUUGGUUUUCCCUGUUGGAUGUUCAGACGAGAGAACCACAGGUUGUACCGACAGCGACCUUGGCUGGGUACGUUCAGGCUUACGCUGGAAAAAACAUUUCUGCUUUGGUUGAAGAUAAACUGGAUAUUGAAGUAGAAGAGAUGCAAAAACAAGAGGCUCCAAAGACAAUUUAUCCGGAGUUAAAAAUACUCCCCCCUUUCGUAAAGACAGACGAUGACUGGUUUCAACUGCUGGACAAAGUUCCCAGAGAAUCUGCCUUUGUACCACCAGUUACCCUGCCAGUGGUGCCCAAAGUGUAUCCUGAUGUUGGACCUGUUAUUGAAGAGAGAGGCAAAGAACUGAAACCGCGACCAGAUGGUUCGGACCAAAUGAGAGAGCAGCCAUCUCAACCACAGCGAGAGAAAGAUGACUCGUUUGUGUCAUUUGACGCAGUUCACAAUAAGGCUGUAAAACAACUACCAGGCGCCCCUGUUGAAAUUACUCCAGCAUUGAGGAAACGCUUAGAGGGUGACACGUUAAAUGCUGAGACUAGAACGUGGGCGAUGAUGGUAACGGGUGAGAACACCAAACGCGGUGAGACACAUCUUUUGGAAAUGAGACCCGUUAUGCCAAUGUCAGGGAGUGGACAAGAUGAUUGGUUUGACUUGUUCCAAAAACAAAUCAUCCCAGUAAAGACAGCCCCUGUACCAUCAGUUACUGUUGUUGAGCGCAUUGUGGAUGUGGCCGCCGUUAAAGCAACAAAACAAAAACCCAGUAGAGAAGAAGUCAGUCUGCCAGUCAAGUUAGUGGCUGAAGCCGUGCAAAGGUAUCCUCAGAUAGCUCCAUCGGAAGCUUUUGCUGUCGUAGAGAAUAGAUCACUGCAGAGAGGUACUGUAGUGGAGCAGAUGUGGAGACAAGAGAUGUUGCAGCAGAAACCACAUCCUAAAGAGAGAAAGAUUGAGGAUGACUGGUUUACUCUUUUCGAUGUGGCUCUGAAGAAAACAGCCGCCGUGCCUGAGCGCCACAGAUUCCCGGCGGAAGUCCCAAGAGUUAAAAGUGCCGAGACCGAAACGAGAAUUUCUACUUUUGAGACCAGACCCCGGUUUGAGAAACAGAUCCAGGACGAAAGACGGGCCCUCAAACACACUCACGUUAGUGAUGAUUGGUUUGUUCUACUUGACGUUGGCCCCAAAAAGUCAGUGGCGAUCACACAGAGAAGCGCCCGCCCCGUCAGCGCUCCAGUCUUCUCCCAAGCCGCUCUGGCCGAGGCUGGAAUUCCAAUGGCCCCCUUGGACCAGCCUCAGACCUCCACUCCAAUCAGGACAGGCAUCAAAGAGGAAAGGAAGCUCGAGGUCACUUUAGAAGGUGUUGAGCCAUCCAAAACGGAGGACAAGUCAGCAGUAUGGACUGACCUGAGAACUGAAUCCUCACUGACACUUUCCAUCAAUGGGGACAUUCAGUCUGAGGUGUCGAGCAGAGAGGUGGUGCAGUUGCGGAAGAAAAGAUCUAAGAAAAUUGAGGGUGACUCAAUAUAUAUGAGACAUAGCCUUUUAAUGUUGGAGGAGUUUGAUAAGCCUCAGGAGGACCUGCUCAGGCAUCACGCCAGCAUCAGCGAGCUGAAGAGGAAUUUCAUGGAGGCCGUACCUGAGCCCAGGCCCAGUGAGUGGGACAAGCGUCUGUCCACGCACUCCCCUUUACGCAGCCUGGGCGUCAACGGCCAGCCCAGUGCCGAUGGGAGUGCCCACAUUAGUCCGCUGUGCAGCGUUUCAGAGACCUGGGCCGCACUCGAGGAAAGCGCAGUGAGUUUGGGCUUUUCCAACGAGAGCCGUCCCGCUGCGAGCUUCGUUCAUAGUGCCGGGCCUCCCGGGGUUCCUUUUGACGAGUCGUGUGAUCAGGAAACCCUUGUGGUGAUCGAAUCCUCCCUGGUGCCAAUGGUAGAGGUGGAGAUGGUGCAUCUGGUCCCCUCUCUCCAACCCAGCAGUACAUAUUUAGAUGAAACCCAGAAAGAAGAAGGUCCAUGUCCCAUAUUUUCGGAGCGCUCUGGGAAUAAAGUUGGAUCUUCCCCUGCUUCCUAUUUCAGGGCCGGUGGUCCACAGGUCAUACGCAGCUACCAGCCCCCUCUGGUGCAGACCCAGACAGUCACCAUCACAGCCGUCCCCAACUCCUUACCCAGUGGCAUCUCCACCACAGAGGUCCCCAUCGUCCCAACCAAGACCGUCACCUACGAGUCUGCAAAGGCUGCAGUUGAUGGGACAGAAGAGGAAAAAGAAAGCACAGUUUCCAUCACUCAGACCUCCGAAAGCACCAGCGCCACCACCGUCACUACCACCACCACGCACAUCUCCAAGAUUGUGAAAAGUGGCUCCUCAGAGACCCGUGUGGAGAAAAGAAUCGUCAUAACUGCCGACAGCGACGUUGAUCAGGACAAGGAGAAAGACGGAGGCGCAUCGGCAUUGUAACUGAUGCACCGCAGGCAGCCAUCUCCCGUUUCCCUCGGUCAGAGUCCAGACCUCAACACCCGCUGACCGAUUGAGCCACUCUUAACGCACGCACGCACACACACACGCGCACACACAUAUCUCAUGAAUGUGCACCCAGUAGCAAGAGUCUGAGUAGGUCGUGUUUUGUUUUCUUUCUCUUUACGCUUUGAGCCGUUCGUAGAAAGUUUAGAGGAGGGCUUGCACCACCGCGAUGAUCAAACCUCACCUCCCAAGAGUUCGAAAAGCUCCCGGGAACUUUCCACUUCCGCCGUUUUAAAAGAUACUUCUCUUUCUUUCCAGUUGUAGCAGAUGACGUUUGCUUUUAAACACGUUUACUUCCCUUUUUAAUUGUUAUUACUGGUAUCACAAAUGCACUGUUUUGGAGUUAGUUUGGACUGUCAGUGUUCCUUCCCUUCGCGCUACUCGCAACGUAAAGACUACUUUUUUUUUUUUGGUUUGUUUUGUUCUGGUCGUUGAUUUUCUUCACGCAAUCUUCAAAAGAUUGCAUGAAAAUUGUGUACCUCGCAAAAUGCUUUCAACACAAAUCUAAUCCUCUGCCCUAAUUCGGACAGCUGUUAGGUUUCACUCAGGAAAAUAUAACCAAAAUGAGCUUCUUUUAUGACCAGCUGACAACCUGUAGCCUGCAUAUUCUUGUAAAGUUUGAAUUCAAACGAUCUAUUUUGACAUAUUUCUCUAUUUUAUAGGUUUAAUGCUUUUAUAGUGUUUGUACAAAUCCAAAAUGUUUUAAGUUACUCACAUCCCUCAGUGAUUUGAUUUGACUAAAUUCUGCGGCCUAUGUCGAAGACUUCCUUCCCUGAUCGGGUCUCGCUCGAUUCCUCAGCCCCGCCGUCCGUCAACACGGCGCUUCCCUCGGCCGCGAUCUUUCCAACAUGUUACGUCGAUCCGCGUUUCAAGCUUUGGUCUGUUUCUCUCAGGUUUCCAUGUACUUCGCAAGACCACAGACCUCAAACAGAAUGUACGAGGAACGUCCGUAUAUUUGU
This is a messenger RNA of Syngnathoides biaculeatus (alligator pipefish), 8431 nucleotides long. RefSeq names its product protein 4.1-like. The transcript is spliced from 33 exons. The record is from RefSeq and is a predicted model, not a curated record. Gene Ontology annotation, cellular component: plasma membrane; cytoskeleton. Gene Ontology annotation, molecular function: actin binding; structural molecule activity. Lineage: Eukaryota; Metazoa; Chordata; Actinopteri; Syngnathiformes; Syngnathidae. Gene Ontology annotation, biological process: cortical actin cytoskeleton organization. The coding region runs from base 549 to 7409 and encodes 2286 amino acids.